AACUGUAAAGGCCUUAGACUUUUUAUUGUAAAAAUAUGUGAUGACAUACUGAAUUAGAUGGCGUGUUUAUCAUCAGUUACAAAUCUUUAGAUUGGCGCCGUUGUCGACGUAAGAUCUAUGCUAGAUUGAAGUUUGAAAGUUAAAUUGCAGUUUAGACAUGUCAAGUAGUAUUUUUGAAGUGAAAGAGUCUGAGAGUGACAAUGAAAAAGCUAUUGAUUUUGGAAUAGAUACUUGCGAAGAGAAUGGUAUUAUAUCCUCACAAGUUGAUGGUGAAGUUCCUAAAGAUCAUACAUAUAAUAAAGAACCAGAUAUUUUAAAGGAUGAAGAAUUAAAAGAAAACGAAGAUUCAAAUAAUCAGUUGGAUGAAAAUAGUAUAGAAGAUAAUGAUCCACCAGCUGAGAAUCCUAAACCUUCUAAAGCUAAAAAAAAUGAAAAGCCUGUCAGGAAACCUCCUGCUCGAGGAAAAGCUAAAAAAACUCCAGCUGUGAAAAAGGAACUUCUAGCAAUUAAAAAGAGCAAGUCAAGUGCGGAUGAUGUUAUAGCGGAUAUUGCAGCUGUAACAGAAGACCUGCAUAAAGAAACUGAAGAGCAAAAUACAGUUGUUGAAGACUCUAAAGAAGAAGCUGCUGAAGAAGAGCAACCAAAACCAGCAAAAAGAGGCAGGAAAAGAAAAACUGAAGAAAAAGAAAAUGAACCUAGCCAAGACUCGGCAGAUGAACCUGCUUCAAAUGUUGAAGAACCACCAGAAAAGAAGAGUACUUCUACUAAAGGGUCUAAAUCUGCUCCUGAAAAACCCAUAAAACCAAAACCUUUGCCUACUGAUGGAAUCAUUGAUAAUCAUAAUCUACCUAAAGGGUGGAUGAGAAAAACUGUCGUUCGUAAAACUGGCAAAUCAGCUGGACAAAUUGAUAUAUAUAUCUACAGCCCGGAUGGUUAUAAAUUUCGUUCAAAGCCAGAGAUCGUUAAUUUUUUGAAUAGGACAAACUCUAAUCUUAAAAUUGAACACUUUGACUUCAGUAAGAAAAAUGUUUUGGAGAAUAAUGAAACAGUCAAAGCAGCAUUGACUGGUAAAACACUUAAAAAGAAGUCUGCACCUGUGAAAUCAAAACCACCAGUUGCAAAGAAGAAAGAAGCUGCUUCAGCUAAAAAAGGCACCAAAUUUGUGGUCAAAAUUGUUUCCGAGAAAAAGAAAAAAACUAUGAAGAAAAGCACAGAAAAGGCUGCUAAGACCAGCAAAGCACCAAUAAAGAAGAAAAAGACAACUGUAAAAGUUGCUACUAAGGACAGUAAGAAAAAGAAAGCUUAGUUAAUGUGAAUGACUGUAAAUCCUUCAUGAUGUGAACACCCAUACAUUCUCAUUUUGUAAAUAAUUCGGUAUGGUUAACUCAUGCACAUCCAGUUUUAUGUUAUAAUAUUAAGUAAGCCAUUCAGAAUGUUAUUUAAAUCGUACUUUUAUUGAUUUUUUCUUCUUUUGUUCUUUAAUGUUCAAAAUUCCGCUCAUGGUAUAAUUCUAACUGAAAAGCAAUGUCACACAUUUAUAAAUAAUAAAAUAAUAAUGAUGCUAAAUAUUUUAAAAGAUAAUUUUUAAAAAUUGAUUUUUACUAUUGGAUAUAAUUUCUAAAAUUUUUGUAGUAAAGGUGAAUUCAUUUAUUUCUUAAAAUUAAUUUAAACUGUUUUUUUAACAUUUAACUAUUGAAAUAUUUUAAGGUAAAUGUUGAAAGCAUGUUUGUCAACGAUUUAGUGACAACAGUAUUUGUACUGUAAAAAUUAUUGAAAAUUAUUAUUGUUACUUUCAUUUAAAUAAAGAAAGUGAUGAAGGAGGUAGUUAAAAAAAAAGCCUAAAUAUUGUUGUAAUUUGUUAUGAAAAUUCACUGUACCUGAGAUUAGAUAAUUAAAUUGUAGAUUUUAGUUACAUGUCUUUAAAAUAGUUUUUCUGUUUUUAAUAUUGUGCGAUUUCUACGUACAAUGUUAAAUGUUACAUGCAUUGAUUGUGUGUUUAAACAGCAGGUAAAACUAGGCUUGAUCUGUUACUAAAGUUUAUUGUAAUUUUUGAUUUCAUAACUUCUUGUGUUAAAUUGAUCUGCUUUUAUAGAAAAUAGCUUCAAAUGUUUUCUUGUGUAGUAAUCUAGCAUUUAGUGUUCUUUAAUCAAGAAUUUAAAAUGGGAAGAGAUUAAUAAUAAUAUUUCUAACAAAAAUUACUUUUGUACUUUAAGUAUAAAGAUUUAUUUUUAACUAUAAAAAGAGUGCAUAUAACUAGGUGAAAAAUAUAAUGCAUACAAAGUAUUUCUUGAUGUUUUUAGUUAAUAGAUUGUGCAUGUAUUAAAUUAUACAAAUCAUUUCAGCUCAGUUUUUAAAAAAUUGUAAUUAAAAAAUUUUUUAAAAUAAAAUGAUUUCACUAAGAUUUUUCAUGCUCUCAACCCCAUUUUCAGGAGAGAAAUUUUGUCACUGUCUCAAAGGGUAUUAAUAAUAGGAAGAAUAAGUAAUACAUAUUUUUAAUGCUAAAAAAAAAUGUCUACAAAAACAAAUUUUUUUUGGUAAUUUAUUUAGAAUGCUAUUUUAUAAUAUCAGAUGCCUGUAACUCUAUUUUAAUUAAUAAUUAGAUUCAGUUCUGGUGAUAGAAGUAAGAUUAUAGCUUGAUAUUUUGGAACAUUGCUGUUUCUAAGUAUAUUAUUAAAAAAUGUCUUUGAUAUUAAACUGAUGAAUUGCAAAAUUUAGAAUUAAUUAUAUAAAGAUAAAUUCACAGAAAUUUAAUUUAGCUAAUUUGGAAAUAUUUUAAUUAUGUAUCAUUUUAUUUAAAUAAUUUUUGAAAAAUAUGGAUUGAAUGAAAUCAUUCUUGCCAUGAAAUUAUUCUUGGAUAGCAAUAAAUAGAUUAACAUGAAGCAUUAGCAUACACCAUUUUUUUUAAUUGAAAAAAUGUUUAUCAUGUUAAACUAAUUAUAUUAUUUAAUAUUUGCUUAAUUUACUAUACAAAUUUUUACUGCAUUGUUGGAGAAAUGUCUUAAUUUUUUUUUUUUUGCAUGUAUAAGUAUUAUUGUAUUCUCUAUUGAAACAAACAAUAUAUUAUAUAUCAAAAGAGAUAUAUACUUUAGUAUACACCAUCGUGCAUUUUCAUCUUUUCUUGUGAAAGCAUCUUUCAUUAGUUAUGUGGGGCCUUUACAUAAAAUGAUUCAUAACAUGAUAGUAUGAAGUAGAAAUCACACUGUUAGCAUUCACUUUCGUAUUCUUACAAAAUAUUUUAUGUCAAGUAAAAUUGUUAUAAAUCAAAAUGUAAUCUUGUUAAAAUGUCAUUGAGAAAUUGUGUCACUAUAUAUUGAAACUAAACACAGGUUGAAUCUUAAUAAAGAAGUUUGUAUUAUUCUUAAGAAUCUAAUUACAUAUGUUUUAUUCCAUGUAUCAGAUUAAAUAUUAUUAAAAAUGUAUUCAAUCUAUUGAUUUGAUUAUUUGCAUGUAUUUAAAAUCAGUUCAAGGAUUAUCACGCAUUUGCUAUGCGUGUGCAUCUUCUAAUAUUAGUUCUCGAUGUAUAUUUAAGGUGGGAAAUUUAGCUAUUUAAUCUGAAGAAGGUGAGGGGGAGAUUGAUUUACAUGCUUUUUAUCACUUUAUCUGCUUGUCAUAAUUUUCAAAAAAGGUAAUAAAUAUUUCAAGCUGCCAGUGGCAAACAGCUUGUUUCCCCAGAU
Messenger RNA from Argiope bruennichi, 3674 nucleotides. Its product is annotated as methyl-CpG-binding protein 2-like. The record is from RefSeq and is a predicted model, not a curated record. Gene Ontology annotation, molecular function: DNA binding. The transcript is spliced from 5 exons. Bases 158 to 1306 code for a protein of 382 amino acids. NCBI's taxonomy places the organism in Eukaryota, Metazoa, Arthropoda, Arachnida, Araneae, Araneidae.